Messenger RNA from Penicilliopsis zonata CBS 506.65, 1428 nucleotides. RefSeq lists its product as hypothetical. Lineage: Eukaryota; Fungi; Ascomycota; Eurotiomycetes; Eurotiales; Aspergillaceae. Gene Ontology annotation, cellular component: membrane. Gene Ontology annotation, molecular function: transmembrane transporter activity. The transcript is spliced from 5 exons. Gene Ontology annotation, biological process: transmembrane transport. The record is from RefSeq and is a predicted model, not a curated record. Bases 1 to 1428 code for a protein of 475 amino acids.
AUGGACAUCAAACCCCUUUCCCCCGUGUCUAGCAAGAAAGACGGCACACAUGUGUCCAUUAGUGAGGACGAUGCCUUGCAGAAUGUCCUGGUCGAAUAUUCAGCCUAUUCACGGGAGCAGAUUGCAGCCAUUGAACGGCGCCUGAAGCUCAAGCUGGACCUGCGCCUCUUCUCCUGCUUAAUCAUAAUGUACAUUCUCAACUACAUCGACCGCAACGCACUUCCCAUCGCGAAGCUCGUCGGCAUCGAGAGUGAAUUGGGCUUGAGUUCUACAGACUACGCCUCGUGUCUCUCUAUCCUAUAUGUCGGAUAUUUGCUCAUGCAGAUCCCGAGCAAUUUGAUGCUCUCUCGCAUGCGUCCAUCGCUGUAUCUGCCCGGGGCAAUGAUCAUCUGGGGCUGUGUCUCGGCCUCGACGGCCGCAACUCAUAACUUUGCGCAGUUGAUGGGCGUCCGGCUGGUGCUCGGCUUCUUCGAAGCCCCCUUUUUCGCCGGCGCCGUCUUUCUCUGUUCUAGCUGGUAUAAAGCCAGCGAGCUGAGCCUGCGCAUUGCCAUCCUCUUUGGUGGCAGUAUGCUUUCUGGUUCGUUUGGCAGUCUCAUGGCUCUGGGUAUCACCGACACCAUGGCCGGUGUCCAUGGGUUGUCCAGUUGGCGCUGGUUAUUCAUCAUUGAAGGAGGAAUGACAAUUGGAUUUGCCAUUCUGUCCAUGUUCAUCCUUCCUAACUAUCCCCAUAACACGCGAUGGCUCAGCAAGGAAGAAGCCGUCGUUGCCCAGGUUCGCCUACUCGAUGAGCUGGGGAAUGAAGGCGACGAUUCUUCCUUCUGGCAGGGAAUGUCUUUGAUGCUCUCUGACCCCAAGGCCUGGAUUAUGAUGACCAACCACCUUCUCAUCACCAUCACCGCCAGCUUCACCAAUUUCUUCCCAACCAUCAUGGCCACCCUCGGGUUCGAUACUCGGAUCACAUACGCCCUGCUCUCUGUCCCCUACCUGACCGGCCUCUGCAUCGUGCUGUUGACUUGCUGGUACGCCGACCGCCAGCGUCAGCGCGCAUACUGGAUCGUAGGAAAUCUCGCCGUCUGCAUGGUGGGCAUCGCCAUCGUGGGAGGCACACUGAACAUCCCGGCCCGUCUGAUUGCCUCUAUUCUAAUGGUCUCGGGCGUCACCUCCGCCUCCAACAUCAACCUAGCCUGGAUCGGCACGUCGAUCCCCUCCCCCAAGGGCAAGCGUGCCGCCGCUGUCGCUGCCGUCAAUAUGGUCGGCAAUCUGGGUAACGUCAUCGGUAGCUAUCUCUUCCCCGACAAUCAGGCUCCUCGAUAUCCUAUGGCGCUGGGAGUCGAGGGAGGUGGCGCCAUUCUUGCCAUCAUCGGCGUUUUGCUCUAUCGACUCUAUCUCGCCCGCCAGAAUCAGAACUCUUUUGCCUAUGUUCUGUAA